This is a messenger RNA of Indicator indicator, 1763 nucleotides long. It is a transcript of the gene CDKL2, whose product is annotated as cyclin dependent kinase like 2. Gene Ontology annotation, molecular function: cyclin-dependent protein serine/threonine kinase activity; ATP binding. NCBI's taxonomy places the organism in Eukaryota, Metazoa, Chordata, Aves, Piciformes, Indicatoridae. The transcript is spliced from 12 exons. The record is from RefSeq and is a predicted model, not a curated record. The coding region runs from base 75 to 1736 and encodes 553 amino acids. Gene Ontology annotation, biological process: protein phosphorylation. Gene Ontology annotation, cellular component: nucleus.
CCGAGCCCCAUCCCUUCAACCUGCCACGGCCUAGAGGAGUUUCCCUCGACUGCCCGCGGAGGGAAAUUGUGGCCAUGGAGAAGUACCAAGUGCUGGGCCUGGUGGGAGAAGGCAGCUACGGGAUGGUGACCAGGUGUAGAAACAAGGAGAACGGGCAGAUUGUCGCCGUCAAGAAGUUCCUGGAAAGUGAGGAUGAUGCUGUGGUGAGGAAGAUCGCCGUGAGGGAAAUCAGGCUGCUGAAGCAACUCAGGCAUGAGAAUUUGGUGAACCUGCUGGAAGUGUAUAAAAAGAAGAAAAGGUGGUACCUGGUGUUUGAAUUUGUGGAUCACACAGUGCUUGAUGACCUCGAGGCCUUUCCAAAUGGGCUGGACUACAGCAGGGUUCGGAAAUACUUGUUUCAGAUCAUCAGAGGAAUAGCCUUUUGUCACAGCCACAAUAUAAUACAUCGGGACAUUAAGCCAGAGAACAUCCUGGUUUCCCAGUCAGGAGUUGUCAAGCUGUGUGACUUUGGCUUUGCCCGUAGCUUGGCAGCCUCUGGGGAAGCUUACACAGACUACGUGGCAACCCGCUGGUACAGAGCCCCAGAGCUGCUGGUGGGAGACAGCAAGUAUGGCAAAGCUGUGGAUGUGUGGGCUAUUGGCUGUCUGAUAACAGAAAUGCUCACAGGAGAGCCUCUCUUCCCUGGAGAUUCAGACAUUGACCAGCUCUACCACAUCACCAAGUGCCUGGGUAAUUUAAUUCCAAGACACCAAGAGUUAUUCUAUAAAAAUCCCCUCUUUUCUGGCAUGAGGUUGCCUGAAGUGAAGGAGGCUGAAUCUCUGGACAAACGAUAUCCCAAGCUCCCUGCUGCAGUGCUAGACUUAGCCAAGAAGUGUUUGCAGAUUGAUCCAGACAAGAGACCAUCCUGUGCUGAGCUCCUGCAGUGUGAUUUCUUUACCAAAGAUGGAUUUGCUGAAAGAUUUACUCAGGAGCUUAAAUUGAAGAUUCAGAAAGAGGCCAGAGACCAUCAAUUACAAAAGAAAUCAAAAAUCAGCAAAAGGGACAAAGAUGAUGUUUUAGAAGAAAGAAAAAUGCUUGGUGUCCAGCAGGACUUCAGCAUCGACCCAAAGAGCAGGGAAGCAAAGCUCUUAAAGGCAAAGCGUGCGAAAGCCAACGCAGAGAAAGCAGACCAAGCCUCCCACCUGAGCUCCCUCUAUGACAGUGCCAUCAACCCAUUCAAAAUAAGCCCUCAAACCAGCCUCAAAGAUUCCAGUAGCAGCUUGGACUAUGCCAAGAACAUUGGCAUAACAGUGAUCCCUCCCAUCAACCAGAACGUUUCUCCCACUACAGUCGGGAUGGGUCAUAUGCCUGGGAACCUUAAUUACAGAGUUGAUGAAAAGAGUAAAAAAUACCUGAACCCAUUUCUAAAGCAACAGAAGCAUUCUCCAGCAGGCCGUUACAGUGUCAGCUUGACAUCAGUGACUAAUGAAAAAAACAUCCUUCAGGCCAACAGGAAAAAAUGGGAAUUCUCUAAGACAGAUGUGCGUUUGCCAGAGCUAAAUCAUCUUCCUGAACUGAGAGGAGUGGAAGCAUGGCAUCCCAGAUUCCUGAAAAAGGAAAAUAAAACCAUUUUAGAGUCCCGUGUCCCUUCCCUUGCUGCUAUAGACCUCCAUAACCCAAGUCUGGCCUCCCAGCAGUUGUCAGGGACCUUGUUGCCUGAUGCAUUAGAAGGCAGCUUCCCCAGAGUUGAGCAAUAGACCUAUGGAGAAGAUCACACCUAUCUG